This is a messenger RNA of Penicillium atrosanguineum, 951 nucleotides long. RefSeq lists its product as uncharacterized. Gene Ontology annotation, molecular function: nucleic acid binding. The record is from RefSeq and is a predicted model, not a curated record. The transcript has a single exon. Gene Ontology annotation, cellular component: mitochondrion. The coding region runs from base 1 to 951 and encodes 316 amino acids. Lineage: Eukaryota; Fungi; Ascomycota; Eurotiomycetes; Eurotiales; Aspergillaceae.
AUGCGACAUCUGCGCCCGCGCCAUGGCUUCGCUGCCGGAUUCCCCCUCAAAUAUUCCAGGCUGAUAAACCUCUACCGAGCAUUCUCCAGCUCACAAAUCAACAAUGACCUGACACCCUUCACCCGGCGGCUCUUUAAGCUGCCUUCCGCACCCCCAACAUCAACCCAAAACCACACCGACCUAACCACCUUCCUUUCCUACGCCAAACACAUAUCCCUCCCCGAAACAAGCACCGUCUACGUAGGCACACACUACGAAUACACCGUUCUCCAAAGCCUACGACGCUAUGCGCUCUCCCUCGAGCGGAUCGGUGGCCGCGACGACGCCGGCAUCGACCUAGUAGGCACCUGGCACCUACCGGAGCGGGAGCGGGAACGGGCAGUUCGCGUACUGGUUCAGUGCAAGGCACUCAAAAGCAAGCUCGGGCCGAACCUGGUGCGCGAGCUCGAAGGUACGUUCCGCCAGGCGCCUGUCGGAUGGCGCACGGACCUGACGGCAGGUGUGCUGGUUAGCCCGCGCGAGGCAACUAAGGGUGUUCGGGACGCGCUGGCGCGGAGCUCGUAUCCGUUAAUCUGGAUGAUGAUGGAGCGGGAUGGAACUUUGAGGCAGGCGCUUUGGAAUGCACGGGCUGAGGGGCUUGGGUUGGGACCUCUUAGGGUGGAGACGAGGUAUGGCAUUGUGGAUUCUGAGUCGGGAGCUGUUACGAAAGAGGUCGCUCUGACUUGGAAUGGGGAUGAUGUUCCACAUAUGGACCAGAUUGAGCAGGACUUGCUUCGUUUUGAGGAUCGAUGGGUCGCAUCGUGGGGAACGAAAGUGUCCGAUAUUGAGAAGGAUGUUCUCCUGGAUGCUGUGGAGAAUAGCUUCCCCGAUGGGCACCCAAACUCUGAACCAGAUGGCGUUGUGUCUAAAUCGGAUCAGACAAAGGUCCUGCAUGAACUACAAAGGCAUUGA